CGUAAAGUGCAAAUAUAUUUCUGAACAAAAAUUGUGCCACUCUGAUGGAGUCGAACGACACUUGGUUUCAACAUGGCGCCCGUAGGGACCACCCUGAUCCAGUGCUGUGACUGUCCGCCUGAAGCUGAGAAACCGCUACCAAUGGCAACCACGACAUCAGCCCCUGGACAAGAGUGGGAAUUUCCAUGGCGGGAAAUACCAUGGCAACCAAUCGUGACGUCACUAUCCAUAAUAGUCUCCACCACGGUGACUCUGAUUAUCGUCUGCUACAACCACCGUCAGAACAAGAAGAUCAGCGCCCUGAGGAACAACCUGUCGUUUGUUAACGACCAACUGGCCAAGCUGUACGGACCUCUGUACGGCAACAGGCUAGCCAGCCACAAAAUUUUUGAAGAGGCUGUCGGAGAGCUGGUGGACAGAGAGACGGAAGGUCUUGUGGACUAUCUCAUCAAGGCCCGCUGGAUCUGGGAGAAGAACACCACGGAAGGUCAAAGGUUACUGAACCGCUGGCGGACCUUCCUGUAUUACGUCAUCCACCCCCUGGACCUGAAGGCUGAGGAGAUCAUCCGGGACAAUGCGCACCUAUACGAGGACGGGUGCCCGGAUGUGUUCAGGGACUUCAUCGUGCACGUCAAUCACCAGAAAUUCGUCGUUGCGCGUUGGAAGAAGUCGGAAAGAGGCGAAAAACUAGACAUGGAUGUGGAGUUCUCGGAGAAUGACUUCUCGCGAGACAACAACGCGGGAAGCUCCACCUACCGUCUGUUCUGGACUCUCGAGGAACACGUGACCGAAUCGUACGAGAAACUCGUCAAGAGAAAACGGAGGCUGAUGCGACUCAUCAAGGAGUCAACUGGCAACGGGGGAGGGAAGUUAGAAAAAUAAAGGCCAUGUGAACUGAAGAAGGUCGUGCAAAUUUGAAAAUAAACACGAGCGUACGUCUAUCAUUUGGACGGAUCCGGUCCGGAUCGUCAAUUUGAUGAUAAGAUGAACAAUAACGCUGCAAUUUCACACAAUUGUCAACGAGAUGUUGUGUAAAUUUUAACAAUGCAGAGAAAAAUACAUUUUUACACGAGGCAUACGUGUACAAGAAAGGAGAUUUAGACUGAUCUCGGACCCUUCCUUGUAUGUGACACAACAAUAGCAAAGUUGGAGCGAAAACAUUUUGACAUGUGGCGUGACACAUACUAGUAGUCUUAACGCUGUAGUUCCAGAGCUUUCAAGAAGGAGGCGCUGCUGUACAACGAAAUUUCAGAGGCUGCCCUUGGCUAUGCGGAUCGAUAACCUAUAACAUAAACGGAAGACACACUGUACAUGUACUAGUAUUUAGCAUUUCAUGUGGAUUGCAGAUCCUGCAAUAAGGCAAGAAUUAAGAAGGACAAACAAUUCAUAAUCAUCAUAACGAGAAAACAAGUUAACUUGUCACAUCAUCCUGACAAUAUUAAUAUGUACAAUAUCACGCCCAAGUUUGCUAACUGCGGUAAUAAGGUUAUGUCUUCAUCACCGUUCUGUGCCUGUCUUUUUGUGUAAUUGAGUACAACCCAAUAUGUUACUGAAGUUUUUUUUUACAAUUCUCAGACGAAAAUAUUUCUUUUGACCGGGGCCAAAAUGGUGCGAUAAAGCGUCGGUCACAACCCGCCGUGCGUGCUUUUUGUCCGGACGUUUUAUUGGGAAGCCACGUCUCCUACGCUUUUCUGAAAACGCGGGGAAGGAGUGGCGUCGACGCACGUCACUCGCACGGUUGCGCAAGGUGUAAG
Branchiostoma belcheri (Belcher's lancelet) is the source of this 1754-nucleotide messenger RNA. RefSeq lists its product as uncharacterized. The coding region runs from base 73 to 882 and encodes 269 amino acids. The transcript has 4 exons. The record is from RefSeq and is a predicted model, not a curated record. NCBI's taxonomy places the organism in Eukaryota, Metazoa, Chordata, Leptocardii, Amphioxiformes, Branchiostomatidae.